Messenger RNA from Harmonia axyridis, 3973 nucleotides. RefSeq lists its product as uncharacterized. Gene Ontology annotation, molecular function: protein binding. Bases 21 to 1166 code for a protein of 381 amino acids. NCBI's taxonomy places the organism in Eukaryota, Metazoa, Arthropoda, Insecta, Coleoptera, Coccinellidae. The transcript is spliced from 2 exons. The record is from RefSeq and is a predicted model, not a curated record.
CUACUUUAUGUUCCACAUAAAUGCAGGUACUAAAAGUUUUGAAGCUCAGUACAAAAUUUGUUGCAUUGGUUACUUGUCGGCGCCUUCUCUCGAACAAUAGUGUCAAAAUGGAUUCUUCUUCAUCCUCCAGUGAUUCUGAACCUGGAAACAUAGAGACAGGUUACAUUCCAAUUGAGACAUGGAUAACCCGCAGAGAAGAGGAUGAGGAAAUUCACUCUGCUGUGUCUUCAGGAGAUGCGGAUAGUAUAUUUAGUGCAAUUAUGUAUCUAGCUACCGACAGCAGGUUUUGGAUUAGUGGAAUUAUAUCACAUUUGAUGGGUCGUAUGGUUAAUCCCAAGCCAAAAUAUUCUCAUAUGCUCUUUUCACCUUUAGAAAAAUGUCUGUAUCACCACAUAAACUGUGAACUGCAUAACCACGGACCGGAGGUGUUGAAAGGAAUUGUUCUUAUGGGAACUGCUAUCGAACGACCAGAAAAUAUUCAGCUGAUAAGUACGCUUUUAGAUUUGGGCUGCAAUAUAAAUAGCAAGGACGAAAGAUCACGGAAUAUUCUACACCGAUUGGCCCUUAAGUAUUUCCCUUCUAGACCUUAUCUGCAAGUAGCAGAGCUGAUGGUUAAACGAGGAAUUAAUAUAAACGCGAUAAAUGAUUAUGAUCAGACUCCUUUGGAAUAUGCAGUUGCGCAAAAUAAUGAAGAACUGGUGCGCUUUCUUCUGAGAAAUGGACCAACAAGGGUAUUUGUCAAAUAUCAGAAUAUUGCACAUUAUGCGCUCGAGAAGAAAAGUAUAUCAUGUCUUCAUGCCAUUAUCAAAUUUUAUUUAGUUAGAAAAUUUCAAGGAAAGGAAGUGGACGAAAAUAUUAUGAUUUAUAUCUCAAAGGAGAUUAGCGAACAUUUUCACAUUUGUUUGGAUGAUUUUGAAUCUCUCAGGCAGAAUAUUGAAUAUACGAAUGUGUCGCUAUUCGAUAUUCUCUUCAAACGUGAAGAAGAUGUGGUAAAGUACUUCAGAAACAAGAACGUUGUAUCAGAGGUUCGGCGAAAAAUAAUGGAAAAAUUUGAGUUCAGUUAUGAGCUUGCAGAAAUUCUGGAUAAUGCUCUAGAUAGAAUAUCUGUUGGAGAUUCAUCUCAAGAAAAUAGCAGGCGUAAGAAACAUGCUCCAUGGGAGGAUUGAACGAUCUGAAGAAGCAUAAAAUUAUUGACAAUGGUGAUAACUUGAUUACUUCUCCUAGAUUAAUUAAUAUAUUUUCGAGCAAUUUUAUGAGAAGAUCCACUGUUAAAUAUAUGCGAAACAACCAUGGAGUCAAUAGAUAUAUCAUGGAGAGUCUUCUGAUUUCUUCUACGAUAUUAUGAAUGUUAGGGACGAGGCUUUAAUGAGGAUAAAUCUUGUAGAUUCAUCCAAGGAAAAGUUCAGAUGUUUGUUUGGAUUACCUAGGGAGUGGUCUGAAGUGAUUUUAUCUCAUCUUAAAGACGAUGAAUUGAAAAAACUUUCAAUCGCUUGGGAACAUUGAACGCGAGUGAAAAAAAUUUCAAAAUAGAAUUGAACGGAGAGUAGGUAUGGACUGCAAACUUUUGCAUUGAUAACCAAAAAAAAAACUUGAUCUUGUAAAUAAGCUUCUAUAUUUGUAAUAUCAAUGAUACAGGAAUAUACUGCAUCGAUUAUAAGAUAAAGAGUUAUUAUCUAUAUUUACAGAUGAUAUGUAUAUUUACAAUUGUCUUUUAUUCAUACAAAUUUAUAAGAAUUAAAUAAAUUAAAACAAUAUCAAAUGAAGUAUUUUCACUUAUACCCUGCACAUAGAAUGAUUAAUAGGCUUUGAAAAAUAUGGAUUGAAAAAGUGAAAAAUAUGCAUACAAAUGUGCAUCUGAAAUAUUAAAAUUGAGCAUAUAAAUAACCAUUAAAAAAAUCGUUCAUUAGAUUCGAAUAAAGUAGUUAAAGUUCAAAUAAGUGGAAGCAACAGCAGAAUUCCAUUCAGAUGUUGUAAAUAUUUGAAAAAAUUGAAAUAUUCAAAUAAUAUUUUUAUAUAAAUCCGACUAUACUUUUUCCUGUAAAACUACUAUUAUUGAAUUCACUCAUCCCAUCAAAAACAUUUUCAACGUAUCGUAUGCUACUAUCUCAAGAAAAUCUCUUUUUUUCUCAUUCCCAAAUAGCCUUGACUAAACAAGUAAAAUUACAUUGAAUUGAAAUUAAAUCUUCGCGUAAAGCUUUUUGCGUUAAAGAAUUUUGAGCAUUCGUUAUGUUUUACGCUCCUUCAGAAUGGAAAUCGUUAAAAAUUUGGACAAUAAGUUCUGAAUGUUGAACGUAUUCAAUAGCUUGCAGCUGUAUUCCAGGUGUCCAACCUUGUAACAAAUCGGGGAUAAUCCCCACCACCAAUUUCUACAAAGGAUACCGCACACUUAAUUCGGAAAAAUUAUCUCGUAUUAAAUUAGCUGAAUUUUUAAUAGGUUGUAGUCCAAGUCAUUCCAAACAAAAAGUUCGAUAGGAAAAAGUUUUUCUAUAGGUUAGUUUUGACGCUAGAAGCCUCUGAAAACCGACAUUUGUUUUCCAUUGUUUAACAAAACGAAACGAUAUCUUGGAUAAUGAUCACUAUUCUGAGUAAUCGAGUGACCAGUCAUUAAUCUAUAAAAAGCAUUUUCAUUUGGUAUUGCUAUAUUUGGUCAAUUAUUUAGUGUGUUCCAGCUAUAAUUACAAAUUCUUAAUUUCAAUUAUUUGAAAAUUGUUACAAAUCGCCUUAGCGGUAUACAAUGAAAAAAAGUUUAUGAAUCCUAUUCCACACCUUAUUUCACAUCACAUUCGAAAAAAUAUACGGAGUGUUUGAGUUACACUCAAUAGUAAGCGAAAGUUUUAAUCUCCAAGUAUCAGGGAUAAAUUUAUUGGGCUAUUAGAGGACAGUUGAUAAAACUGAAAGUUUGUAGAACGAGUUCUUUUAUUUACAUAUUUAUUAGUCAAUGAGACUCUGAAAUUAUAUUAAACAAGAUUGCUCAUGAUGAAGACCGAUGCAAAUAUAUCCAAUAUUUUACUGAAUUUAUCGCAUUCAAUUAUCAGUAUUAGAUAUUCAAGAAAUGUAUAUGGAUAUAUUCAAAUAUUCAUGACAAUAAUUAUUUUCAAAAAGCUAACAUUUCAGCUGUUAUUUGAUGUAUUUAAUAUACAUAAUAUUAUAAUAUAUAUUAAUUCAUUAUUUUUUUAUAAGUUACUUUAAUCAGAUUUCGGCAUAUUGAGAUCAAAUCUUAAUUAUAUAGGCACCGGCAAAAUUAGGGAGAUGGACAAAAUCUCAACGAAGUUUGUCGUUCAUUUUCUCGCCCAUUUUAGCAAUUUUUCUUGUAAAUUGUACCUUCAUUCAUCGGGAAUCAAUUUAGACAAUCCUAAACGUUCAAUACUUAAAUACUUAUUCCUUAUUUCAUCGUUCUAUUGAAAAUUCAAAUAAAUCCAAUGAACUAUUAUUUUAUUUUUUUUUCUAGAUAACGGUCGCAGAUGUGUGUAACAUAAAAAGGACUAACCAGUUCGUGAAUAAAACAAAAAAUCAUUUCGUACCUAUGUUAGAAUCCACAAGCGGCUCGUUGAAGAAAUUUUUUGGGUAGAAAAAAAGCAUGACCUCUGUGAGAUUAAUUCUUAAAAGCAAUCAAUUUUCCGAAUAUGAUCUUGAUACAACUGAAACUGCUACGGAGAAAAAUUCAAAUUCAGAUACUCCUGGUUUAAAGUAAAAGCUUUCCUCUUAUUUUUGUGUUUAUUUCGAUGAAUUGCAAAAUUCUUAUUUACUAGGUACUUCGUUUAUAAUAAUUGAUUCUUGAUAUAUUUCACGAACGAAAUAUUAAGUUGGAAAUAAUUCUCCUUUGGGUAACUACCUACUCCAUUAAAAUAAGCUUAGUUAUUCAACUUCAAUAAUUUUUGAAGUCCGUACCUACUUUAUGUUCCACAUAAAUACAGGUACUAAAAGUUUUGAAGCUCAGUUCAAAAUUUGUUGCAUUGGUGACUUGCCGGCUUCU